Rosa chinensis is the source of this 2900-nucleotide messenger RNA. RefSeq names its product receptor-like serine/threonine-protein kinase SD1-8. The coding region runs from base 72 to 2636 and encodes 854 amino acids. NCBI's taxonomy places the organism in Eukaryota, Viridiplantae, Streptophyta, Magnoliopsida, Rosales, Rosaceae. The record is from RefSeq and is a predicted model, not a curated record. The transcript is spliced from 6 exons. Gene Ontology annotation, biological process: recognition of pollen; protein phosphorylation. Gene Ontology annotation, molecular function: protein serine/threonine kinase activity; ATP binding.
GAUUGUGGAGCUGUACAGCGGCCCUAGUCCUACAUAUUUGCUUGUCUGCAAGUUUUUAAUGCAGCCAAUCCAUGGAUACCAUAACUAACCUAAUGAAGUCCAUGGUUUAUGUUAUUUUGUUAUGCCUAUAUCUCAAAACUCAUAUCUGUCUUGCAGCUGACACCAUCACUACAAACCAAUCUCUCUCUGGUGAUCAGACCAUUGUUUCAGCAGGUGGUGUUUUUGAACUGGGUUUCUUCAAUCCAGGUAGUUCCUCAAAGUACUAUAUAGGCAUUUGGUACAAGGAUCUAGACGUUGUCUGGGUGGCAAAUAGGGAGCAACCGAUCACAGACACAUCUUCAUCAGAAUUGAGGAUCUCAGAUGGUAAUUUGGUUCUAUUUAAUGAGUCCAAAAGUCCAAUUUGGUCCACAAAUGUGUCCUCCACCUCAGGUACUUCUAUUCGCGCAGUUCUUUUGGAUAAUGGGAACCUCGUUUUAAGAGCUGGGUCUAAUUCAUCCCAGCCUUCAUGGCAGAGUUUUUAUCACCCAUCUGGUACUUUGCUACCAGGAGGUAGAAUUGGGUUCAGUUCUAUUACUAAACAAAAACAAAUUUUGACUUCAUGGAAGAGUUCAGAGGAUGCUGCACCAGGUCUCUACUCUCUUGAGCUAGACCGAAAUGGAACCAACUCAUACAUCCUGCUGUGGAAUAGGUCUAAACAGUAUUGGACCAGUGGACCUUGGGAUGAAAAGAAUCGUACAUUCGGUUUGGUUACUGAUUAUAUCUACAAUUUCAGCUAUGUAACAAACAAAAACGAAAGCUAUUUCACCUAUUCUCUUUAUGAUCCUGCAAUCUUGUCUACAUUUUUGAUGCAUGCCUCGGGGCGGGUUCGGCAAAAGUCAUGGUUGAGAUCUGUCAACCAAUGGCAAUUCUUUUGGUCUCAACCAAGACAAUGCCAAGUCUAUGCCUUUUGUGGGGCUUUUGGCAGUUGCGAUGAGAAGUCCUCGCCCUUCUGUAAUUGUUUGAAUGGUUUUGAGCCGAAAUCGAAGGUGGAUUGGGAUUUGCAGGAUUAUUCUGGUGGGUGUUCAAGAAGAACCUAUCUGUAUUCUGGGAAUGCUACUAGUGAUAAUGCGGAAAAAGACCGAUUUCUAGACAUGCCUAGCAUGUCAUUACCUGAAAAUCAAGAGUCUGUAGAUGCUGCGAGUAUUGUUCAAUGUGAAUCAAUCUGCUUAAAUAACCAAUCUUGCGCUGCUUAUGCUUAUGACAGCAAUGGAUGCUCAAUUUGGAUUGGAGAUCUCUUCAAUCUGGAACAACUCACAGGAGAUGACAGUGAUGGAACAACAUUGUACCUCAGACUUGCAGCUUCCGAGUUUAAGAAUGUUAAGAGUAAUACAGAUGCAGCAUUGCUGUUGUGGUGGGCGGUCAUUACUUGGAAACACCAUUUUAAUUGUUCAUUUCUCUUCUUUGCAGGUGCCAAGAGUCCUGCUAAGAAGCGGUCCCUCGUAAUUGCAACAAUCACAGCAACAGCAGGAUUGCUCACAGUAAUUGUUGGCUGCAUCUUAUGGAAGAAGACUUUGGGAAAGAGAAGGGAGCGUAGGAGGAAGUACAAUGAGACUAAAAGUAAUAUUGGUGCAAAGAAUGAUGCAGAACUACCAGUCUAUAGUUUAAAGAGUAUAUUAGUUGCUACAAACAACUUCUCUGAAACUAAUAAACUGGGAGAGGGAGGAUUUGGCCCUGUUUAUAAGGGUAUUUUAACUGAAAGUCAGGAAGUAGCCAUAAAAAGGCUAUCAAAGAAGUCUGGGCAAGGACAUCAGGAGUUCAUGAAUGAGUUGAAACUCAUAGCCAAGCUCCAACACACCAAUCUUGUUAGGCUCUUGGGUUGCUGUAUUGAAGAUGGGGAAAUGAUACUGAUCUAUGAGUACAUGCCUAAUCGAAGUCUGGAUAAAUUCUUGUUUGAUGCAUCUGAAAACAUGAAAUUGGAUUGGGAUAAACGCUUUCAAAUUAUAGAGGGUGUUGCUCAAGGAGUUUUGUAUAUCCACAAGUACUCUAGACUGAAAAUAAUUCAUAGGGACUUAAAAACAAGUAACGUUUUGUUGGAUGACACAAUGAAGCCCAGAAUUUCAGACUUUGGAAUGGCAAGAAUUUUCGGAAUAAAUCAAACUGAAGCAAAUACCAACAGGGUUGUUGGGACAUAUGGAUACAUGUCACCUGAAUAUGGACUUUAUGGCCAAUUUUCUGAGAAGUCAGAUGUAUUUAGCUAUGGGGUGUUGUUGCUAGAGAUUGUGAGUGGAAAGAGGAGUGGUAGUUUUUACCAUGUUGAACGAGCAGUCACUCUUGCUGGAUGGGCAUGGGAAUUAUGGAAAGAAGGUAAAGGAAUGGAGGUGAUCGAUGCAUCCAUAAGGGAAACAUGUCGGCCUCAUGAAGCUUUAAGGUGUAUCCAUGUUGGUUUCUUGUGUCUUCAACAAUCUCCUGCUGAUCGACCGACAAUGUCUUCGGUAAUUCAUAUGCUGCAAGCCAGUGAUGCAACAUCACUCCCACCCUCCAAAGAACCUGCUUUUUCUACUGAUAUUAGGAAUUCUAGUGCCCGUGGUUCUUCCUCUGAAACAUGUACCAGAUUUUCCAACAAUGAAGUCACCAUUAGCUUGCCAGAAGCUCGGUAGAGGUUCACUAAUGAAGUUUGAUACAUAAAAGCAAACAAAAUUGCUUGGUGCGAUUUUGGUGAAAAAAUAAGAAUAUUGUUUAAGGAAAUUAGAAUGCAGAGAGAUUGAGGAGAGAAUUGUGAGAAUAGUUGUGUGUAUUCAUUGAUAAUAGGAGCCCUAUAUAUAGGGAUUACAAAGUACAUAAUCUUGGAGUACAAAGAUUCCUAUUCUAACUCGGAGUAGGAAUUCUCCCCUAUUAUAACUAUAGAACUAAUCCUAGUUUGA